Messenger RNA from Notechis scutatus (mainland tiger snake), 2140 nucleotides. The record is from RefSeq and is a predicted model, not a curated record. NCBI's taxonomy places the organism in Eukaryota, Metazoa, Chordata, Lepidosauria, Squamata, Elapidae.
CGAGCUCGCCGGGCGCUAUAAAGGCUCCCACCGGGCGACUCCAGCCCAGAAAGGAACGCGAUGGGUUGGCUCCGGUUGCCCAGUUGUCUGCGCUGCGGCCAGAAGGAAUUCACUUUGUCCACGGAGAAGAUCGCUGACUCGCAGGAUGAGAACACAGAGCGGGGCAACUGGUCCAGCAAGACGGACUACCUGCUGUCCAUGGUGGGCUACGCGGUGGGCCUGGGCAACGUGUGGCGGUUCCCGUACCUGACCUAUCAGAAUGGAGGAGGAGCCUUCCUGAUCCCCUACGCCAUCAUGCUGGCCCUAGCCGGCCUCCCUCUCUUCUUCAUGGAGUGCUCCCUGGGACAGUUUGCCAGCUUGGGACCCGUGUCUGUUUGGAGAAUUCUGCCUCUUUUCCAAGGCGUGGGAAUCACCAUGGUCAUCAUCUCCACCUUUGUGACCAUCUACUACAACGUCAUCAUUGGCUACAGCCUCUAUUACUUGUUCGCCUCCUUCCAACGGGUCCUGCCCUGGGCGACAUGCGACCCAGAGUGGGCAGACCAGAAAUGCAGCAAGACGCCGCUUGUGUUGCUGUGCAAUGUCACGAUGGGCGGCACAACAGUCCAGAUGAAUUACACCGAAGUGGAGAGCAUGAACCUCACCUGCAUCAACAACACCCAGGUGUUUGCAGAGACGCAGGUUCCCAGCGAGCAGUAUUGGAACAACAAAGUCCUCCAGCGGUCGGAGAACUUAAGCGAGACCGGGGAGAUCGUGUGGUAUCUGGCGCUUUGCCUUCUCCUUUCCUGGCUGAUCGUGGCAGUUAGCUUGUUCAAAGGGAUCAAGUCUUCCGGGAAGGUUGUCUACUUCACAGCUAUCUUCCCUUAUGUUGUCCUGGUUAUACUGCUGGUGCGAGGUGCCACCUUGGAAGGUUCCCGCGAGGGCAUUGAGUACUACAUCGGGACCCAGUCCAAUUUCACGAAACUUAGCGAGGCAGAGGUGUGGAAAGACGCAGCCACGCAGAUUUUCUUCUCCCUCUCAGUCGCCUGGGGGGGCCUGGUCGCCCUCUCCUCCUACAACAAAUUCCAUAACAAUUGCUACGCAGACGCCAUUUUCGUCUGCGUGACCAACUGCCUCACCAGCGUCUUUGCCGGGUUUGCCAUCUUCUCCAUCUUGGGCCACAUGGCUUUCAAGGCCAAUAAGAAGGUCUCCGAGGUCGUGGACUCAGGAUUUGACUUGGCCUUCGUGGCUUACCCUGAAGCCCUGUCCCAGCUCCCGGUGGCUCCUCUCUGGUCCUUCUUGUUCUUCUUCAUGCUUCUCCUUCUGGGCCUCGAUUCCCAGUUUGCCACCAUAGAAACCAUCACUACCACCAUCCAAGAUAUCUACCCUGCAGUGAUGAAGAAAAUGAGAAUCGUGGUGACGAUGGGGUUGUGCCUGCUGCUGUUUCUGCUCGGGCUCGUCUGUGUGACCCAGGCAGGAAUCUACUGGGUCAACCUGGUGGACCAUUUCUGUGCAGGCUGGGGGAUCCUCUUUGCAGCUAUCCUGGAACUGCUGGGAAUUUGCUGGAUUUAUGGGGGAAACCGAUUCAUCGAAGACAUCGAGAUGAUGAUUGGAAAGAAAAGUUUCCUCUUCUGGCUGUGGUGGAGGGCCUGCUGGUUCUUCAUCACCCCUUGUCUCCUGUUGGCCAUCCUCAUUUGGUCCCUGAUCACUUUCAUGCCCCCCAAGUACGGCAAGAUACAGUACCCGGAGUGGGGAACGGCCGUCGGCUGGUGCAUGAUCAUUUUCUGCCUCAUUUGGAUCCCGGUGGUGGCCUUUUACAAGAUGGCCAAGGCCAAAGGCAACCUGUGGCAGAGGCUGGUCUACUGUUGCAAGCCCAAACCCAACUGGGGGCCGUCCCUGGAGCGUCACCGGGGAGAGAGAUACAAGGACAUGGUGGACCCGGUCAAGAAACAGGACGUCGAGAUCCCCACCGUGGACGGCUACAUCCGCAAGCUGGAGUAAAGAGAGGGAGGGGCUCUGCUGCAGGCUGAGGGUCCCAGUUACGCCCAGCGAAACCCAGGCAGCCGAAGGGAAGCCGUUCAAUGGACGCCAAAGGCUGCACCAUCUGCCAAAGAGCCACACGGGGGGGUGGGGGGCUCUGCUGCUAAGGCCGGCCAGGUCAUGG